CAAAAAUGAAACGGAUGGUGAAGCGAUCACCCGAAUUUUAAGUACUCCAUAUUUCCCCAUUUACACACACUUUCCCAACGCAAAUGAGGUUCAUUCUCUCCAACGAUCAAUCAACUUUUGACAGGCAUUGAGCUAAGAUGGCGGAAGAAGACAUUCAACCACUUGUUUGUGAUAAUGGAACUGGGAUGGUUAAGGCUGGCUUUGCUGGUGAUGAUGCACCAAGAGCAGUUUUCCCGAGCAUAGUGGGCCGCCCACGUCACACUGGAGUGAUGGUUGGCAUGGGUCAAAAAGAUGCAUAUGUUGGUGAUGAGGCUCAGUCGAAGAGAGGUAUUUUGACUCUGAAGUACCCAAUUGAGCAUGGAAUUGUCAAUAAUUGGGAUGACAUGGAAAAGAUUUGGCAUCACACUUUCUACAAUGAACUUCGUGUGGCCCCAGAGGAACAUCCUGUACUCCUUACUGAGGCGCCCCUUAAUCCGAAGGCCAAUCGAGAAAAAAUGACUCAAAUCAUGUUUGAGACAUUUAAUGCCCCCGCUAUGUAUGUUGCUAUACAAGCUGUUCUCUCACUCUAUGCCAGUGGUCGUACUACUGGUAUCGUUCUUGAUUCUGGAGACGGUGUAAGCCAUACAGUUCCCAUUUACGAAGGUUAUGCACUCCCACAUGCGAUAUUGCGUCUGGACCUUGCAGGACGUGACUUAACCGAUGCACUGAUGAAAAUCCUAACCGAGCGUGGUUACUCCUUCACCACAUCUGCUGAACGAGAAAUCGUAAGGGACAUGAAAGAAAAACUAGCAUACAUUGCACUGGAUUUCGAGCAGGAGCUAGAAACAUCCAAAACCAGCUCUUCAGUGGAAAAGAGCUUUGAGCUGCCUGACGGGCAGGUAAUAACCAUCGGUGCUGAGCGGUUCAGGUGCCCAGAAGUCCUGUUCCAGCCAUCCAUGAUCGGAAUGGAAGCUGCAGGGAUUCAUGAGACAACGUACAACUCUAUAAUGAAAUGUGAUGUGGAUAUUAGGAAGGAUUUGUAUGGGAACAUUGUUCUCAGUGGUGGUACUACCAUGUUCCCUGGUAUUGCUGACAGAAUGAGCAAGGAAAUUACUGCAUUAGCCCCAAGUAGCAUGAAGAUUAAAGUUGUUGCUCCACCUGAAAGGAAGUAUAGUGUUUGGAUUGGUGGGUCAAUCUUGGCAUCUCUUAGCACCUUCCAACAGAUGUGGAUUGCAAAGGCUGAAUAUGAUGAGUCGGGUCCUUCCAUUGUGCACAGGAAGUGUUUCUAAGCAUGAGAAAGAACAAUGAAAAUAAAAAUAAAAAAGUGGUACCAUUCACUAUUAAGUUCUUGUGAAAGGAAAAUGCUGCCUGUUUCUUCUUACAGAAUGAAUUUUUCAGUUUCUUUUAUUUGUAGUUAAUUAAUUAUGCGCUCUGCAUGCCAUAUGUUUGAAUAUUGUUUCUGUUUUAA
Messenger RNA from Helianthus annuus (common sunflower), 1447 nucleotides. Its product is annotated as actin. The transcript has 5 exons. Bases 138 to 1268 code for a protein of 376 amino acids. Gene Ontology annotation, cellular component: cytoplasm. NCBI's taxonomy places the organism in Eukaryota, Viridiplantae, Streptophyta, Magnoliopsida, Asterales, Asteraceae. The record is from RefSeq and is a predicted model, not a curated record.